This is a messenger RNA of Sphaerulina musiva SO2202, 2078 nucleotides long. Its product is annotated as WD40 repeat-like protein. Gene Ontology annotation, biological process: rRNA processing. Gene Ontology annotation, cellular component: Pwp2p-containing subcomplex of 90S preribosome; small-subunit processome. The record is from RefSeq and is a predicted model, not a curated record. Bases 85 to 1845 code for a protein of 586 amino acids. Gene Ontology annotation, molecular function: protein binding. Lineage: Eukaryota; Fungi; Ascomycota; Dothideomycetes; Mycosphaerellales; Mycosphaerellaceae. The transcript has a single exon.
AAGCAGUCCAAGAAAGCUGCAAAGGGGCAAGAAGUUGUUCAGCAACCCACGCCGCCAGCACAAGAAGACGACGACGACGAGAAGAUGGAAGAAAUGGAGAUUGAGUAUGCCGAUUCCGGGUCUGAGGCCGACAUUGUUGUGGAUGGCGAGAUGGAGAAGGAUGCGACGGAAGAAGAGCUCGAGCGGCUGGUGUUUGGAGAUCGUAUGGGCUUCCGGGAGGGUCUGCGACACUUUGACGUCGACGAGGCGGAUUCAGCAGACCACGAUGAUGAUGGUGAUGAUGCGACCACUGGACUCGAAGGGCUGGACGACGCUCAACUCUUCUUCACCGACACGGGCGACGACUCACUGCAUGCCCCUGCACUGACGCACGGCGACCACAGCGACGACGAGACACUUCGUUCGAAACAGCCCCCUGCGUGGGAGGACAGCGACGACGAACGGAUGCUGGUCUCACUGGCUUCGGUACCGCGCCUUCGAAAGCUGAGGAAGACUGACGCUGAGGAUGUAGUCUCAGGGAGAGAGUACACGAGGAGGCUGCGCAAGCAGUUCGAGUUGCUACACCCAGCACCGCAAUGGGCGAAGAUGGCGUUGCAGAAGCCCGCCAAGAAGAAGCGCAGGACGAUGGAGUAUAUUGGGUCUGAUGAGGAAAUUUCAGAGAACGACAUGGAGCUCGAUGAGGAUCUCCCUUCUUCCGCGCCUCUGGAUCAACUGCUCCAAGAUGCGGAAUCCCUCGUGCGGCAGGCAGGUCCAGGUGCAGGCAAGAAGCGCAAGAUCAGGCCCGAGGUCAUCGAUAUUCAACGACAAAAGGACAUUGCGGGAGUCCAGCCGAGCGCCAUUACAUCGCUCUCCUUCCAUCCCACAUUGCCUCUGCUCCUAUCUUCUGGCCCAUCUUCCACCCUCUACCUUCACCACCUCUGCUCAGCGCCUCCCGCACCCACGCCCAACCCUCUUCUCACAAGUCUUCACAUCAGGGGUUCGGCGCUGACGACUACCGCAUUCCACCCCGCCGAUUCUCGCAUAUUCCUCUCGGCACGACGAAAGUAUUUUCACGUCUGGAACCUGACAACAGGCCAAGUGGAGAAGGUCACCCGAAUAUACGGACAGCAGCACGAGCAAAAGAGCAUGGAACACUUCAAGCUCUCCCCCAAUGGAAAAUACAUGGCCCUUCAAGGCUCAACGAAGAAGGGUGGAGGCAUCAUCAAUGUCCUUGACGCCACUACUCUCCAGUGGGUCACACAAGUGCGCAUCGAAUCACGGGGCGGCAUUGCAGACUUCGCCUGGUGGCGAGACAGUCGAGGCCUAUGCAUAGCAGGCAAGAAUGGAGAAGUCAGCGAAUGGAGCAUUGCCGAGCAGCGUAUUGUGGCUCGAUGGCAGGACGAAGGAGCCGUCGGCACCACGACACUCGCCCUCGGAGGCCAGCAUGAAGUUCGCUCGGGAUUAGUAGGCACAGAUCGCUGGAUCGCGGUGGGCAGCAGUUCUGGGAUCGUCAAUGUUUAUGACCGAAGAGCUUGGCUGGGAGAUCACCCAAAGAAUGCGCAGAUACCUCAAACCCCUAAACCCACGAAAGCUCUGGAUCAUCUGACUACGCCAACGUCUCAUUUGGCUUUCUCGCCUGACGGUCAGAUACUGGCCAUGGCUUCGAAGUGGAAGCGCGAUUCCAUGAGACUGGUCCAUUUGCCCAGCUGUACUGUAUUCAGGAAUUGGCCAACCAGCUCGACGCCAUUGGGACGAAUCACCGGGGUGGCAUUCGCAGAUGGUGGCGUGGUACAGGGCUCGGACGCGCAUAGUGUCCUUGCUGUUGCGAACGAGCAGGGUAAGAUCAGAGUGUGGGAGAUCAGGUAGUUGUCAUCUGCUCGUAUGGGCAUAUUGUCUGAGCGAUCAAAGAGUGUUGUCGCAGGACUCGGAUCCAAGAAAUGUGCAAGAGACGGUCGUACUCUAUACUUACUACGACCACUAGAGCGCUCUAUGCGAUAGUCACGCUGAUCCGUAAUAUGUUGACCACCAUUGACAAACGGCGUAUAUACCCCGACGAACUAGCUACCCACGAGCGAGCGCGAAACCAUUCUCGAUCUUCC